Trichoderma reesei QM6a is the source of this 1577-nucleotide messenger RNA. RefSeq lists its product as uncharacterized. Gene Ontology annotation, cellular component: cytoplasm. The transcript is spliced from 2 exons. Gene Ontology annotation, biological process: regulation of translational initiation. NCBI's taxonomy places the organism in Eukaryota, Fungi, Ascomycota, Sordariomycetes, Hypocreales, Hypocreaceae. Bases 1 to 1536 code for a protein of 511 amino acids. The record is from RefSeq and is a predicted model, not a curated record.
AUGGCGGGCCAUGGCGACUUGCAGGAGAUGCUGCGCAUGCUGACGGCUCGCAAGGCAUCCAUGAUGGCCGCCAUGGGCUACAUCAAGGCCCUGCAGGCCAAGAACCUCAAAAGGCGAGAAUCUGGUGCCACCGACGCUUGCAUUGACCAGAUUGCCGAGGCACCCUUGUCCACUGUAGAGGCAGCCAUCAGUGACGCGAAGUUGGCCAAGAGCUUCCACACGGCCUGCAAGUCGCACGGCAAGAAGAGCAACAAGCGCGCGGCCGAGGAGCCCGCUGCCGCAGAGAGGAAGAAGCCCAGGCUGGAGAUGCACAAGCGGGACUUGGACUACGAUUCCAUGCCCCCCGAGGAGCUCGAGGCUUCAUUAGCGCUGCCUCUGUGCGAGGACGAGGAGCUGAUCAAGGAAACGACGCUGGUCACCAACAGAGCCCCCCUAGUGCUUGCGUUUGCGGUGGAACUGCUGCGCUUCACGAUGCCGGAGCAGCCUCCAAGCAGUCGUCUCAGCCUAGCCCAGGCCGUGGUGAGCGCAAAUUCGAAAUCCAAGGCCAUAAGUAUAGGCAUCGAAAAGGCGCCGGCCGGUGGAGAGACGCCAAUACCAACCGGCCAGCCCAAGGUCUCGGUUCUGGGACGGGAGAUUCCUGUCCUAAAACGAGGUGGCUAUACGUGGUCUGAUGAGAGCCAGCAGUCCUCGACCUCUGCAGAGGCGGCAAACUCAUCCUCGUCAACGCCAGCAUCCACAGCGCCCAACAGUGUGUGGGCAACGAGCAAGACGCUGUCCUCCAAGGGAUCUGUCUUCGUCGCGCAUGCGGCUUCUAUAACGGCGCCGUCUAUGCGCUCGGGGCUCAUGAAGCUCCUGUUCAACCAAUAUCCCGAGCUAGAGAAGACGGCGGAUCACGUUGCGUGGGCGGUACGCACAAGCUUCGGCGGUUCGUCUCUCGUGCAAGAAGCCUCGUUUGACGAUGGCGAAGCAGGCUGCGGCAAGUUCAUGCUGGAGCUCCUGCGCGAGUCAAACAUCACAAACACAAUCGUCGUGCUCGCUCGCUGGUAUGGCGGAGUCAUGCUGGGGCCUGAUCGAUGGCGCCUGAUGCGCGAAUGCCUCAACGACGCCCUUUCGGCCCAAAAGCGGACGUCGACGUUUUCCGGAGAGGCGCUCUGGGGGCUCGACGCCGAGGACAAGAAGCCAUCCAUGUCCACAAUCGGCAUGGCCAUUCACCGGCCAGAAGGCGCGAGGAACUACCUGUUGAAGAGCUUCGCCUCUGCCGGUACCUCUGACGGUGGCGGGGGCAAGAAGUCGGCGGCUGCGCUGAACGAUGAGAAACAAGAGAACCUCGGGAGGCUUCUUGGCGCCCUUCGGCUGCUGUUUGCGAGCUGGGCUGGCGUCUUGGGUCGAGCCGAAUUGGACAGGAGGGCGUGGAGUUGGUACGUGGCCGUUCGGCCUGACAUCGAGGCGGGGCCCUCUGGUUGGGGAGAGAAGGGGACGUUGAAGCUGUCCAAGAUAUUGGAUCUGAGACGAAAAGAGGGUGUGGUGACAAAGUAAUUGACUGGAGGAUUUGAGGCUGCUGAGCUGAGCAUCUGGAU